This is a messenger RNA of Vicia villosa (hairy vetch), 495 nucleotides long. RefSeq lists its product as uncharacterized. The transcript has a single exon. Bases 1 to 495 code for a protein of 164 amino acids. Lineage: Eukaryota; Viridiplantae; Streptophyta; Magnoliopsida; Fabales; Fabaceae. The record is from RefSeq and is a predicted model, not a curated record.
AUGUCAAAUCUUACAAAAUUGGAUUUUGGGGCUCUUGAUAUUUCGGGAAAGAAUUAUUUGACAUGGGCCCUAGACGCCCAAAUUUAUUUAAGCGCAGAAGGUUACGACGGUGACACUAUUAAAGAAGGAAAUAAAUCAUCUGACCAACAAAAGGCAAAAGUCAUGAUAUUCCUUCGUCGUCACCUUCACGAGGAUCUUAAAAAUGAGUAUCUUACUGUAACUGACCCACAUGUCUUGUGGAAAAAUUUGAAAGAUAGAUAUGAUCAUCAAAAAACGGUUAUCCUACCAAAAGCUCGAUAUGAAUGGAUGCAUUUACGUUUGCUGGAUUUUAAAAGUACAAGUGAUUAUAAUUCUGCAAUGUUCAGAAAAACUUCUAAGUUAUUAUUAUGUGGAGAAAAAGUAAUUGAUGAAGAUAUGCUAGAAAAAAUAUUUUCCACCUUUCAUGCAUCCAAUGCGCUCCUGCAGCAGCAGUAUCGAGAAAAAGGGGUUUAUUAA